AUGGAGGGAAGACUAAGAGAUUUCGCGCAACUGCCGGAACAGCUUGAAGCAGGGAAUCAAACGCCGCAUUCGCGGCAUUCUCAGCUCUCUCGAGCGCGGACCGCGGGGUCGGAGCCUUCAUCGCCCCACCCUGCUCCCGCCGCUGCCUUAUCCGGCUUGGAGCGCAUCGUCACGCGGUUUCCGUCGCUGCCACGUGGCGGCGACAACGCAGCGGCGGCGCCGCCGCCGCCGUCACAUCACGAAGAGUUCCCGCAGGAAGACGAGUCGCACCGCAUGAUGAUGCUGCAAACGAUGAUGGCUUUUGAGACGUCUCAAAGGCAAACGAUGAUGACAAUGGCGGCGUUUGAAGAUGCCGUAGCAGCUGCUUGUUUCUCGCGGUCAUCGGAUUUCUAUGGCGGCGCCGGUGCUGGCGGCGGUCGCGCUUUGCGAUUCGAGCCUGCCAGGCUUGGUGGAGGGGAAGGACGCGCAGCUAUGGCGGCGCCGGCAGCGCAGGCACAGUCGUCGCGAACAGCGGCCGCGGGAACCGCGCAGGCGGCAUUCGCAGCCACGGAAGCGACGGAACGAGUACUGUCGCCGAGUGGCAAAAGAGAAGACCUUGGCGACAUUUCGCAGUGGUUACAGGCGGUCAUGAUGGGAGAGUCGCACGGAGUCGCAAGGGGGGUCGCAGGGGCGGGAGUCGCUCAACCGGGAUUCGCAUCAGCGGACGUCGCAUCUAGGGGGGUCGCAGCGGGGGUCGCACCAGGGGGGAAUGCGCCAGGGUGCUUCGCGCCAGGGGGGAUUGCGGGUGCUACAGCCUGUGCCACAGCUGGCGCUACAGCCGGCACUACAGCCGGUUUUUUCAGAGGCAGCUAUGGCAUGGAGAGAAUGCAGAUGAUGGCUUCGUUCAUGACAGCACGUGCAACAGCCCAUGCUACAGCUGGUGCUACAGCCGGUGAUACAGCCGAGUGUUUCCGAGGCAGUCAUGGCUUGGAGAGAAUGCAGAUGAUGGCAUCUUUCAUGGCUGCUAACUCGGAGGAGGAUGGGGAGGGGGAGGGGGACGGGGACGGGGACGGGGACGGGGACGGGGACGGGGACGGGGACGGGGACGGGGACGGGGAGGGGGAGGGGGACGGGGACGGGGAGGGGGAGGGUGAGGGGGAAGAAGCAGGGGGGGAGGGGGAGGGGGAAGAAGCAGCGGGAGCAUGGAAUGGGGAGGGGGGAAAGCGGGAGGGAGAAGAAGAGGGGGGGGAGGAUGAGGGACACUUUGGGAGGGAAGGGGGGGAGGGGGCAGACGACCUGAUGAAGCAGAGAGAUGGUGAGGAGGGAGGAGGGGGUGUGAAGGAGGGCAGCGGUAAUGGACGAGAGGUAGUAUGGAUUGAGUCACUGAAGCGGUUAAGGAUGACCGUGCCUCUGGACCUGCUGGGCCCGCACCAAGACCUGGGGUCCAUGAUCGAAGGAGCCGUCAACUACAUUCAAGUCAUGCAGAUGCGAUUGUCGGAGCUGCAGCAGCGAGUGCUGGAGGGGGAAAUUAGAGCAAGGGGGGAAAUUAGAGCAAGGCUUAACAGGUAG
Molecule: messenger RNA, 1548 nt
Organism: Closterium sp. Naga37s-1
Lineage: Eukaryota; Viridiplantae; Streptophyta; Zygnematophyceae; Desmidiales; Closteriaceae
Source: the annotation of a GenBank genome assembly